AGGAUGAACCUGUGCUCAGUGGGGAUCUUCUGUGAAGAUCUGCUGCUGACUCUUGAGUGAAGUUACCAGGAUCACAGGAGAAAUCUUUGGAAUCUUCUAGAUCUCUCAAUACUAACUUUAAUCAUCACAUUUUCAAACAUCAUCAAUCGCUCUUUGGAAUUUUGUAGAUUUGGUUUUGGUCGAGUCGAAUCACACUAGUAGUCAUGUCGACUGCCCAGGUGAUCACCCGUAAAGGCGUCUACAACUACUUUCUCAACAUGGUGGCUUACCAGAUAUGUUGCUGCUGUGGUCCGGCUCCCUGCUCGCUGUGCUGCUCCUUCUGUCCACCCAUCAGGUCGUCCACAAGCACCCGUCUGAUGUACACUCUGUUCCACAUCAUAGCCUGCACUGUGUCAUGCCUCAUGCUGUCUCGUACUGUCUCUGAGGCUGUGAGAGAGAACGUGCCUUUUUUUAAUGUGGUCUGUGAUGAGGCCCAUGGUGGAGGAAACUGUGAGAUGUUGGUGGGAUACUCUGCAGUCUACAGGGUCUGCUUUGGCACAGCCUGCUUCUACCUGAUGAUGGCUCUUCUUCUUGUGGAUGUGAAGUCUAGCCAGGAUUUCAGAGCUCUCAUUCACAAUGGAUUCUGGUUCUUGAAGUUUAUUUUACUGCUUGGGAUGGUCGCAGCUGCCUUCUUCAUUCCCACUGACUCUUUCCUGCAAGCCUGGCACUAUGUCGGAGUAGUGGGAGGUUUUUCUUUCAUCCUCAUUCAGCUCAUCCUCAUCACUGCUUUCGCUCACACUUGGAAUAAGAACUGGUUAACUGGCGCAGCUGAAGAUAAGAAGUGGUAUGUGGCAGUCAUGUGUGCCACCUUCUUUUUCUACACCAUCACCACUGCAGCCUUUACCUUCAUGUUCAAGUACUACACACACCCGGCUGCGUGCCAACUCAACAAAGUACUGCUGUUUACCAACCUGGGCCUGUGCACAGUCAUGUCCUUCAUCGCUGUCACUCCCUGCGUCCAGCAAAGACAGCCACGCUCAGGACUUCUGCAGGCCUCCAUCAUCAGCUGCUACGUCAUGUACCUGACCUUCUCCGCACUGUCCAGCCGUCCACCUGAGAAAGUGCUGUACCAGGGUGUGAAUGUGACCGCUUGCUACCCGAACGUGGGCAGGGACGAGAUUCAAAAUGAAGGAAAUGCUGUUGCUAUCAUCGGGGCUGCCAUUAUGUACUGCUGUGUGCUGUUUGCAUGUAAUGAGGCUUCUUACUUGGCUGAAGUUUUUGGACCUUUCUGGAUGAUUAAAGUUUAUCGAUAUGAGUUCCAGAAAGCCACGUGUUGUUUCUGCUGCCUCGAACAAGAGGAAGCAAAGGAAGAGUUUGUAGUUGACAACGAGACCAAAGGCUGCCAGAAAGUGAUCCAUAACGAGAGUCACCGUGUGGCCUACAGCUACUUCUUCUUCCAUUUUGUGUUCUUCCUCGCCUCCUUGUACGUCAUGAUGACCCUCACCAAUUGGUUCAGCUAUGAGACAGCGGUGUUGGAGACCACAUUCACACAUGGCAGCUACUCUACCUUCUAUGUGAAGCUGUCCUCAUGCUGGGCUUGCGUGCUGCUCUACCUCUGGCUCCUCUUGGGCCCUCUGUGCCACUGCCGCUCUGAUCCCAAACAGCCACAACGCUCACGGAUCAAAAGACGGAUGGCUUCCCAGUGCCAUGUGAGCGUCAGUGUGUGAGCUUUCCUCAGAUCUCACGGUGUCACAGGGUGCAGCUUAGAAAGAGCCUUUAUCUUAGCAAGAAAUGUGCACGUCCAGAAUUUUACUACAAGCAUUCUGAUGCUUCAGAAAAAUAACUGGACUCUAUCGAGCAUUAAGAUGAGGCUAGAACAAUCUAUAUGUUUACGAUUACGACGACCGAGCAGUCGCCGGUUUUGCCAAAAGGAAUUACAAAGGUGAACAAGAUACCUGUCCCUUUUUCAGAUAGGAAUAAUGUCCACUUUCUACACCUCGUCUAGUGGACUGUUGUUUAGAAGACAUCAGACAAUAACUGGCCCUGAUCUGUUCACGAGAACUUUAUAUAGUUUUCUUAACAAAAACUUUGAAUAACUAUUUAUGUGGAUUAUGUUAUUUGUUCUGUUACUUGCUAUCGUUAUUGCUCAGUGAUCUGUUUCUGGCACAUAAGGCAGCCAUAUGCUGCAGGCAAUAGGUCCAUCCGGUUCCUGGAUGUAGUGUGAAUGCAAGCUUUGAACUGUAAUCAUUUUACUAGACCAACCUAACCCUAAUUACAGGUUUAAUUUGGAGCAUUUUAUGUCACUGUCAUGAAAAACAAGCUAUUUUUGUAAAUAUAUUUCUAACAAACCACACAUAAUAAGCUGUUUUUGUGAAGUUAUUCAUGGAAAUGCCUUUAUAGGAAAAAAU
Tachysurus vachellii is the source of this 2387-nucleotide messenger RNA. It is a transcript of the gene serinc4, whose product is annotated as serine incorporator 4. The coding region runs from base 204 to 1706 and encodes 500 amino acids. The record is from RefSeq and is a predicted model, not a curated record. Lineage: Eukaryota; Metazoa; Chordata; Actinopteri; Siluriformes; Bagridae. The transcript has 12 exons. Gene Ontology annotation, cellular component: membrane.